GACACGGAGCAACUGCAGGUCGUUUUCACAGGAGUGAUACAGCUUUUUGUUUGGACAGAAGUCAUUGCAGAGUGAGAUGUAAACUCUUAUGGUUAACAUACGUGUUGGAGGUGGAUAACCUACGCCAGGAAAUUGUACACACAGGUCAUUUAGACUAAACCACACUUUAUUCCACCCUGUAAAAGUGAAAGUAAAAACUAACCAGACGAGUUAAGAUUUUCACGGGAGAAAAUGGCUUCAAAGUUUGAAGAGGAGCUUUGCUGUCCUGUGUGCUGUGACAUCUUCAAGGAUCCCGUCUUUUUGUCCUGCGCUCACAGUGUGUGUAAAGCCUGUCUGCAGCAGUUCUGGGAGAGCAAAGGAUCCAGAGAAUGUCCCUACUGCAGGAGAAAGUGCUCAAAAGCACACUAUCCUUCUAACAUGGCGUUGAGGAACCUGUGUGAGGUUUACUUACAGGAGAGAAGUCAAACUUCAGUAGGGACUGAGGUGCUCUGCAGUCUGCACAGUGAGAAACUCAAGCUCUUCUGUCUGGACGAUAACCAGCCUGUGUGUGUGGUGUGUCGAGACUCAAGAAAACACACCAACCACAAGUUCCAACCUUUAGAUGAGGCAGCAUCUGACCUUAAGGAGCAGCUGAGGAUUAAACUAGAAUCCUUACAGAAGAAGCUGAAGGUCUUUGAAGAAGCAAAACACUCCUGUGAUGAAACAGAGAAACACGUGAAGACUCAGGCCCAGCACACAGAGAAGCAGAUCAAGGAGGAGUUUGAGAAGCUUCACCAGUUUCUACGAGAUGAAGAGGCAGCCAGGAUGGCUGCACUGAGAGAGGAAGAGGAGCAGAAGAGUCAGAUGAUGAAGGAGAAGAUUGAGAAGAUGAGCAGAGAGAUCUCAUCUCUUUCAGACACAAUCAGAGCCAUAGAGGAGAAGAUAAAUGCUGAUGACAUCACAUUCUUGCAGAGCUACAAGAGCACAGUGGAAAGAGCCCAGUGCACACUGCAGGAUCCAGAGAGGGUUUCAGGAGCUCUGAUCAAUGUGGCCAAGCACCUGGACAACCUGAAGGUCAAUGUGGCCAAGCACCUGGGUAACCUGAAGAAAAUAAUCGCUCCUGUGACUCUGGAUCCCAACACUGCACACCCAGAUCUCAUCCUGUCGGAGGAUCUGACCAGUGUGAGAGUAGUUAAAAAUAACCCACAGAGAUUUGACAAGUAUGCCAGUGUCCUGGGCUCUGAGGGCUUUAACUCAGGGACUCACUGCUGGGAUGUGGAGGUUGGGGAGAGCCCAUUGUGGUGUAUGGGUGUGAUGACAGAGUCUGCCCGGAGGAAGGGAGACUUUGGCUCCAGGAGUGGACUGUGGUGUAUGGCAUGUAAUGAUGACGCAUAUAUAGCAUGUGCUCCACCUCAUCCCCCAACUCCCCUCACAGUGAAGCAGAAACUCCAGAGGAUCAGAGUGCAGCUGGACUGGGACAGAGGAAAGGUGUCAUUCUCUGACCCUGAUAAUAACACACACCUACACACUCUCAAACACACUUUCACUGAGAGAGUGUUUCCAUACUUCUUCACUAACUCCUCUCUAAGGAUUUUAUCAGUGAGUCCCCAGUAACAGCAGAGCAGCACUGAUGGAGCUGAUGGUGUCUCUGACUGGACUCUCAUAAGGCCAGUAGGUGUAGUUGUGAAGGUGUGCUGAAUGUAACACACUUAAACCAGAAGAUCAUUACGUAAUACACUGAGUAUACUAAUGAUGACCGUGGGUCAGAUUUGAACCUUGAAUGUGGUACGGAUGCAUUUGACAGAACAGAGUAAUGCUCUACCCUGAUUGGAUGCUGAAAGUAGAAGAGGGUGGGGCAGAGCAAGAUUGGAGCUGUACUUUGGCUCAUGUAACUUUAAUGUAAAUUUAAAGUAAUUAAAUUGAUUGAUUACUGAAGGUGAGAGAAUGCAUUCUAUGUAAGCCACUUAUUUCAAAACGUGUGGCAACAGACACAGAUUGUGUACUCUGGUGAUAUAGUGUGAUAUUGACACAAACAAUAAAAUGUCUGCAUGACUGAUAA
This is a messenger RNA of Alosa alosa (allis shad), 2038 nucleotides long. Its product is annotated as zinc-binding protein A33-like. NCBI's taxonomy places the organism in Eukaryota, Metazoa, Chordata, Actinopteri, Clupeiformes, Clupeidae. Gene Ontology annotation, molecular function: protein binding; zinc ion binding. Bases 232 to 1593 code for a protein of 453 amino acids. The record is from RefSeq and is a predicted model, not a curated record. The transcript has 6 exons.